This is a messenger RNA of Rosa rugosa (rugosa rose), 1546 nucleotides long. RefSeq names its product thaumatin-like protein 1. NCBI's taxonomy places the organism in Eukaryota, Viridiplantae, Streptophyta, Magnoliopsida, Rosales, Rosaceae. The record is from RefSeq and is a predicted model, not a curated record. Gene Ontology annotation, biological process: defense response; tRNA processing. The transcript has a single exon. Gene Ontology annotation, cellular component: extracellular region. Gene Ontology annotation, molecular function: flavin adenine dinucleotide binding; tRNA dihydrouridine synthase activity. The coding region runs from base 292 to 1371 and encodes 359 amino acids.
CUGUUUGUCGGUGAAGUUAGUCUGAUCUCAGCUAGGAAAACGUAAAGAAUCAUCACCACUUCCCUCAUGUGGCUGGACUCCCGGUGGAUUGUUUCCUCAAGUAGCUAGGACUUCUCUACUUUCCAAUUUGUUUUACAAUCACAGCACAUUGGAUUCCUACUGUAACUAGAAACUUUGUUUUCUAUAAAUAGGGCCUCAGGCUCCCCCAAUAUUGAUCAUCCACUACAAGCUGAAACAAAACCAUACCCGUUUUAAGAGAGAAUUUGCCAUUAUUUGCUUCAUAUCCAAACAAUGUCGAUCUUUCGUUGUCCUCUACAAAUCAUUCUCAUUGUUUCGCUCAUUAGUUUUCAAACCAGCGUUAAUUCGACAACUUUUACAUUCACAAACAGGUGCGAUUACACUGUUUAUCCAGGAACUCUAGCCGGUUCAUCCAGCCCUAGACUAGAAAGCACCGGAUUCCAGCUCCAACCCGGCGAGUCUCGCUCCCUUCAAGCCCCACCAAGCUGGUCCGGCAGGUUCUGGGGUCGAACCGGUUGCAACUUCGACCCCGUCACCGGCCAGGGCUCCUGCACCACCGCCGACUGCGGCUCCAACCAACUCGAGUGCAACGGCGCCGGUGCAGUCCCUCCCGCCACUCUCGCCGAGUUCACAAUCGGCUCGGGUGAUGCAAAGGACUUCUACGACGUCAGCCUGGUCGAUGGCUUCAACUUGCCUAUGCUGGUCGAAACGAGCGGCGGCUCCGGUGACUGUUCUUCAACCGGGUGCGCGGUGAACUUGAAUAAGGGAUGUCCGAGUGAGCUGCAGUUCGAAGGCGGGGCGGGGUGUAGAAGCGCGUGCGAGGCUUUUCAGACGCCGGAGUACUGCUGCAGCGGCGCGUAUGGCUCACCGUCGACAUGUAAGCCGUCGGUUUACUCGCAGAUGUUUAAGGCGGCGUGUCCGACGGCGUAUAGCUAUGCGUACGAUGAUGGCACGAGUACGUUCACGUGUAGUGGAGCUGAUUACAUCAUAACAUUCUGCCCCUCAUCUACAACAAGUCUUAAAUCUUCAACACCAACAACUUCAACACUUCCAACAUCACCAACAACGACACCGCCCACGCCAACAACGACGGUAACACCGCCGAUGCCGACACAAACAGCACCAUCAGUAUCACCUCCAACAAUGACACCGCCAAGGCCAACGACGACGGUAACACCACCACCGCCAACAGGGACAACGGCGACACCAACGAGGGCAACAGAUGGGACCGGAGGUGGAUAUGUCAUGGAUUAUUUUGGUUCAUCGCCGAGUUUUAGUGGUGACGCAUCCAAGACACUUGCUUCUAUUGCCAUGGCUGCUUCUUCUGUUUUGUUUUAUUUUCUAUUGGUUUGAUUCGUAAGUGGACUAUGGCCACGUGAACAGCAGCCUCCUAGGCUGGUGAAGUUUUGUAACGUGUUUAAGUGCGGCGUGUAUAGAUUACUCUAACAAAGUUUCCAAUGUAAGUUAGCUUAAGAACUUUUUCGAAUACAAGGAAGUUCAGUACUCAAAGAUCUCAUUGGAUAUUUUA